This is a messenger RNA of Sphaerodactylus townsendi, 1570 nucleotides long. Its product is annotated as collagen alpha-1(II) chain-like. The record is from RefSeq and is a predicted model, not a curated record. The coding region runs from base 26 to 1516 and encodes 496 amino acids. Lineage: Eukaryota; Metazoa; Chordata; Lepidosauria; Squamata; Sphaerodactylidae. The transcript has 21 exons.
GGGAGGAGACAUCACAGGUGACAACAUGAAGCUCCACGUCGUGGCUGCCAUUCUUUUUGCCUUGGCGCUUGGACCAAAGGAAACGGAGUCCCAGUUAUUUCUGCCUUUUCUAGGAGGAGGAGGUGGCGUUCCUUCCCCAUUUAACUUGUUUAACAAGCUUGUUGCACCUUUUGGAAGAGGAACAGGAGGAGAAAGGCGUGCUCCCAGCAACUUCAGACCAGGUGAUUCUCAAAGUUGUGGUCAUCAGGCUCCUGUCCUUCAGAGCCAUGGGCUUCAAGGCAACACUCGCCAACCCUAUGGACCUCGGGUCUUUGGGGGUUUAAUUGGUCUUCAAAUCUAUGGUCAUCGACCCAAUGGUCCUACACCGUAUGUUUUCCAAGGCAAUGCUCCUCAACCCUAUGGUCCUCCUGGUCCCAGUUUUCAACCCUAUGGCAAUGGUCCUCCUCAACCCUAUGGUCCUCCUGGUCCCAGUUUUCAACCCUAUGGCAAUGGUCCUCCUCAACCCUAUGGUCCUCCUGGUCCCAGUUUUCAACCCUAUGGCAAUGGGCCUCCUCAACCCUAUGAUCCUCAUGGUCCCAGUUUUCAACCCUAUGGCAAUGGUCCUCCUCAACCCCAUGAUCCUGUAAACUAUGGCUACUCAGUUGAUAUAUCAAAGAGCCUUUCACUUUUGACGAAAAUUUUGGACAUUUUUAAACCUCAAGGGGGUGGCCAAGGAAAUGGUGGUGGUGCUGGCUAUUAUGGUGGCUCUGGUGCUUCUGUCUAUAAUGGUCAGGGCUCAGGUGGACUGGGCAACCAAGGAUAUGGUGGUGGUCCUGGCUACAUUGGUGGUUCUGGUUCAGGUGCUUCUGGCUACAAUGGUCAGGAAUCUCGUAACCAAAGAGGCCAAGGCUAUGGUGGUGGUCCUGUCUACAAUGGUGGGUCUGGUUCAGGCAUUUCUGGCUACAGUGGUCAGGGAUCUAGUGACCAGGGUGGCCAAGUCUCUGGCAGUGGUUCUGGUUCGGCUGCUGUCAGUUCUGGCUCUAAUGGCCAGGGCUAUGUUGGUCAGGGUGGACAAGGCUAUGGUGGUAGUCCUGGCUACAAUGGUGGCUCUGGUUCAGGUGCUUCUGACUACAACGGUCAGGGAUCUGGUGACCAGGGAGACCAAGGCUAUGGCGGAAGUCCUGGCUACAGUGGUGGUUCUGGUUCAGGUGGUUUUGGCUACAAUGAUCAGGGUGACCGAGCCUAUGGCAGUGGUUCUGGCUCCAAUGGCAGUGCUGGCAGUUCAGAUUCCAAUGGCCAGGGAUAUGGUGGUCAGCUUUUCCCACCUCCAGAAAAACACAAAUAUGAAUUUCAAGAGCCUCCACAAGCCAGACCAGAAAAUGAGCCUGUGAGGGCUCCACAGGCAACACCAUUUCCUCAGCCAAGACUGGUCAGGGCCUCAACGGAAUCCUCAACAACCAUAAUGAGAAAAUCUCCAGUUGCCAAUGGGAAACCAGCAGGACUCAUCACGCUCCUGGGGCGGAGCAUCUUAGGCUAAUGACUUCUUGCAGAGGAAAGAGGAAGCAGUAAUUGGGAGCUCCCAGACCAUACC